This is a messenger RNA of Necator americanus (New World hookworm), 657 nucleotides long. RefSeq lists its product as uncharacterized. The coding region runs from base 1 to 657 and encodes 218 amino acids. Lineage: Eukaryota; Metazoa; Nematoda; Chromadorea; Rhabditida; Ancylostomatidae. The record is from RefSeq and is a predicted model, not a curated record. The transcript has a single exon.
AUGAAUCAACGAACAAAUGCUGCAGUUCAAACACCAGCCGGAUGUACAACACCGUUUGAAGUAGUAACUGGAGUAAGACAAGGGGCAGUGGCAGGACCUUUCCUAUUCAAUUUCGCAAUCGACGACAUUAUGCGAAGAACAGUCGACCAGUGUCCUGCCGACAUUGUCUUAGCACCAUCAGGGUGCCCCUUGACUGAACUCGAGUACGCCGACGAUGUUGUUAUAUUCGCGGAAAGCAGUGCGAAACUUCAACAUGUUAUCAAUCUUGCAUCGAAGCUGGCUGCAGCCUAUGGACUACGCCUACGCCCUGAUAAAUGCAAGCAGAUGUGCAUCUCUUCGAGACCUCGAACGGAAAUCAGGGUGGACGGACAACCCAUAGAACUCGUCGAUGAGUUCUGCUACCUAGGCUGUACGCUGAAGAACAAUGGCAGCUACGAGAGAGAUGUUCAACAAAGAUGCGCUAAGGCCACUUCUGCAUUUAACUCCUUAAUGAAAUGCCUGUGGUCGACCCCCAUCACCAACGAAGUCAAGCUGCGAGUCUUCCUAUCCGCAAUUCGCCCCAUCAUGAUGUACGGAUCGGAGACUUGGGCAACGGUUAUGGAGAGGCUUGACUGCACGGAACGAAAGCUGCUUAGACGGCUACUUGGCUACUUUUAG